Molecule: messenger RNA, 666 nt
Organism: Filobasidium floriforme
Lineage: Eukaryota; Fungi; Basidiomycota; Tremellomycetes; Filobasidiales; Filobasidiaceae
Exons: 3
Coding region: 1-666 (221 amino acids)
Source: RefSeq, a predicted model, not a curated record
AUGAAUCAGAUUCAGAUCAAGUUCAACUUGGUGAAGCAAUCCCCAAAUCCUGAAGGGUUGCUAAUGCUUGAUGGGAUGAGGAUGUACAGGCAAAAGAUCAUUGAAGCGGAGGAUGAAGAGGAUGCCAAAUACCAGCCAUCUGGAAAUGGUGAGAUUGAAGGAGCCAGAAACAAUGGAAGUGAAGGCGACAAGGACGUUGGUAUGGACGCAACUGGUCUACGUCCAGACUCAAACCCGCAAGAUCUAGACACUGACACAGCAAUUACCUACUUCAAAACUGUGUGGACGGAGGACUUUGCAGCUCUGGAUCUCAAAGAGGUCCAAUACACAGUGUCCAAACCUCAGACCUUUGUGGAUGAAGCGAUGGAUGGAAUAGGAGAAGACCCCAGGAAGGCACACAAAUGGAAUUCUUUGGGCAUGCAAGAUUUGGUUGUCCAAGUACCCUGUUUACACCCUUUUGAUCCAAUUUGUGAUCCACAUGGCCAUCACAGAAGCUUUGGAUCUAAUGUUGGAGGAACCAUGCACUUUGUAAAGGCAAUAGGCUAUGGAUACUUGACUUGUGCCGGCUUGGCGUCACAAACUGUCAAGGAGAAGGGAGAUCAUAAAGACGCAAGUGAACAAGCGCCGCUUUCACAACAGAUCAGAAUCAUUGACGUAUGGUUCUAA